Molecule: messenger RNA, 9887 nt
Organism: Saccostrea cuccullata (small rock oyster)
Lineage: Eukaryota; Metazoa; Mollusca; Bivalvia; Ostreida; Ostreidae
Product: ciliogenesis and planar polarity effector 1-like
Exons: 41
Coding region: 56-9814 (3252 amino acids)
Molecular function (GO): protein binding
Source: RefSeq, a predicted model, not a curated record
CAAUGAAGAUGGGCAGUCACAUUCUGAUGCAGAUACGUGUAUUUUUUAAACAAAAAUGAAGUUGAAAACCGAAGUGCUAGCAUCAUCUAGCAUUAAAAGGAAAAAGCCCUGGCCAAAGAUUGUCUGGAUUGGUGAGGAGUAUGAAAGCCUCCUUCUUUUGGAUGAGGAUAAUCAUCGGAUCAGUGUUCUGUACGUUCCAUCUGGAAAGACCAAGAAGAGAAUCACCAAGUUAUCUCCCCUUAUAUUGAAUACUGUUACAGUGCAAGCCACAAAAAAUGGUCAUUAUCUGAUAGGAUUACAAAGUAAUGGAGAACUGUUUGUGUGGUUUAAAGACAAAGAUAUUUUAAAGACCAUCCCUGGUUUAGAAGGCAUUGUUUCAUUGAAUGAUUUAAGAAAAGAAAAAGUUAGUCUUCAUGGCUCAAAUGAUUGCCGUAACAUUCUCCUCACUGUCGGGUCGGACCAAGUUUAUGUGUGGGUCAUGCAGACGGGUCAGACCUUCCUCCACUCCAAUGUACCAGAGGUCAAAGGUCACUGGAACCGAAUCAACGUACCACAUGACAUACAGAUGCCCCCCGCCACAGAGUGUAGGGAACUGAGUGUGGAGGCUGUCUUCUUCUCUCAUCAGAGCCUAGGCCAUUGCUGCCAGUGUUCGUUUGUCUACAAUAAUGGCAGCGACGUAUGUAUCGUCACCCUCUUGCUGCGAUUUACAAGGAUCGAUGCCAGCCACGAUGGAUCUCCAUCAUUCCAUGUGGAGUGGAAUGUCAUCAAGUACCCCUUCAAACACAUCAAUUCUCGAUUCCAGCCUUUGUCAUCUAGAGGGGCUAUUGUGACUAAUUAUAUUAGAAGUGGGCAGAUUGUGGCGGUAGCCAUGAACCAGAACAGACCAGCUCUAACCAGUCUUUUGUUUGUUUCACCUCUCACUGACACUGUUCUUGUGUCCAGCCUUAAAGGUUGUGGGGUCAAGGACAAAAGGUCACUUAGAGGAAGAAAUUACUGGGUGGCAGAUAUGGCGUGGACAGCAGAUGAUUUGUUCCUGGUCUGUAUAAUGAAGAGUGGGUCAGUUUGUGUGGUCAGCCGACUAGGAGAACCACUGAUCCUCAACAUUCAGGGCCAGGGACUCAAUCUGGGACCUUCAUACUAUCUCCCUCUGCAUCCCUUACAGAUUAUCAGCACUGGUGAAGAAGGGAAGGUGUUUUCUGUUGAUGGUAGGCCAGUCUCUCCAAGUUCCACCAUAUCUGAGGCGGAUCACAUGCGCCAGCGAUUUUCUGUCACCACUCAUCCUGGAUUACCCAUAAUUCUGUUCUCUGAUGGCUUCAUGGUCACGGUACUCCAGAUCGGUGCAGAGGUCACGUGUUUGUCACUAAUGAGGGACCUGAUUCUACUGUCAUCUCAUCACAUGCAGAAAAUAAUGGAACAGGAGAACAUGGACCACUCUGUUGUCACGGCUUACAAUCUUCCUAACCACUCAGGUACAAAGCAAGGCAGAUUACCUUUGUCAAAGAAAAAACUUUUUCGGUUUGAAGAACCGGAUACCACACUGAACGGCACACUGGACAGUGAGGAUACCAGUUUACUGGAACCAGAAAAUCGGGGAUUUGAUGCCCUCAGUCACGGCAAGAUCUUAUUUGCUGAGUGUGAUGAUGGUGUGAUCGAUUUAGACAACACAGCUGGAAUGACAAAUAUUGAGGCCAUUGCCAGGCAUUUUGAAGUGGCAGAAAAUUCUCUCUUCACUUGUUGGAAGUUGGCAGUUUCCUUCACUGAUAUUUGGAAUACAGAGACAGAUACAACAACCAAAUAUGUCACCCAUAAUUUUGUAAAACUUUUCUCCAUCAUUCUUGAUUUUCCAAACAUGGAAGACAUUCUCUCCCUUCAACAGUUAAAGCCCUCCACAGCUCAAAAUCCAAGACUCUUCUUCAUCGUCAACACUUUUAAGAAGAUAAUGGAACUUUUAAGAUUUGACAUUAUCAAUCAGCAUCUGAUGCCUCCUGCUUUAAAAUUUGUUCACCAUACUUUAGAACUUGUCCUUAACAACAGAGAACUAGAUGCCUCUGACCCAAGAAUCAAAACCCUGUCCGGCUGCUAUGCCCUCUUGAAAUUUUCAGAAUCAAUUUUGAACAGAGUGUAUGUAUGGGUGCCCAAGUCCUCUUCUGCCUACACAGGUUUACCUUUAGAGGUCAGAGGUCAACAGAGACAUGCCUUUGAACCAGCCAUUUUGAUGAAGGCUCAUCUGUCACCAAGAUCUGUUGCAAGGGAGAUAAUUUACACUGAUCCAAGAACUCUUGGUUUGGACCAGCAAGCUCAGCUCCCAGGAAAGAGACUGUGUGGGACGUGGAAGCUGCUGUAUCGCGGUUUGCUGCAGUUUCAGUCUGAUCUCCAGCAACACGGUGGUGCUCAGAGAGAUGUGGAGCAGCUACGCAGUCUCCUAUUUGCUGUGGAGCAGAUCAUUCAUCAGAUAAAUGGCAGCGCUCCACCCGAUAAAUCGGCAACUCCUAAAUUACCACAAGGAUUUCCUGGAGGACAACUUUAUUUAAACUGUUGUCAGGAGGAGUACAUGAUUCUUUGUUGGGAGAAACUUAGUGUAGAUGGCAUGCAUACCAGAGCAGUGGAUGCUUGGAAGCAAGAAAUACAGAAUAUGACCGAUAAAGCAGAAGAUGCUGAGAGAGUAAGCAAGGUGCUCCAUUCUGUUUUGUACACCUACAUCAUGAGGGGUGAAUUAGGUAAAGCCGUGGACUUUGUAGACUCUCUAGUUGUCCAGGGCAACGUUUCUGACUCGAUUCUGGACCACCAGCUGCCUGCUAGUGGACCGGGGCGAGAAAAGCCCCCACUCAUGACCAUAGUUUACGACUCCAUGAAGAGAGAGCCUUACGGGGGAGAACACCAAGUCCCUUGUAUCAGGGAUCGGGGAGUGAGACAGCUGGUUCAGAGCAUGGCCCGAUUCAUGGCAGCCUACUUUACCAAUGAGACCCUGUACAUAUUCCCUCCCCAUAGUCCUCAGCCACUUCCCUCCAUCCACCUGGGGGCAAAAAUCAAAGACAGCCGAAUCAUUCCUAAGUACCAUGACAACAUUAACUCCCAGAUAACUAAGGAGGGACUGAGUCGAGUGUGGACGACAGAGCGGGCCCUAGAGUACCUGUUACUGAGUGGUCUGGUGUGUGAAGCCGCCUGGUUCGCUGAUCAGAUGGGGGACUGGAAAGUAGGAUUCCUCCUCUCAGUGGCCUGUACUCAACACAGAAGUAUUGCCCCCCAGGUGUAUAAAAAAAAGAAGAAGCCAUUAGAAAUCCCGCACUUCUUAGAGCCAGCCUCCCUCCUACAGAAAAAGUUAGAAUCUCUUGUCCACCUCCACAGAAGAGGGGGGCAGAAAGGAAGGGCAGAGCAGGAAGCUCACAAUGAAGGUUUUAUUCCAAUAAGUAAUGAAACAAACAUCAUCCAGUUGUCUAGAACGAUGGAAGACAUCAUGACAGCAGGGAUUAUGAGUGGUGUGGAGGUGGUACCCUGGCUUUUGACAACCCUUGUCCACCGCCUGAUGGACACAGUGGCUCAGUUGUCCCCCUUAGUCCCCCAGGAUUUUUAUCUCCCUUCCCCUCCCCUCUACUGCCCCCAGCCGGCAGACACAGAAAAGGAUAAGAGAUCAGCCGAGGUACAGGGGGAGAGUGCCCUGAGGUUCCAGGCUUCCUCUUUGAUUCAGCUGAUCCUGAUCGUCCUGAACAGUGCUCACAUCUCCCUCCCCGUCACCCGCUGGUACAUACAGGAGCUCAACAAUGUCCAGGAAAGGGCCGCUCAGUUCAAGUCUACCACAGAGGGGCCUUGUUUGGAGUUUCCAGAGGUCUUACAACAGUUUAAGGAGGUGGAAUCCUCACUGAGAGCUUACCUAGACGAGGAUGCUGUAAAACAAGUCCUCCUGGGAUUUAGAGACUUCUGUUCACUGUUAUGGCUCCUCCAUGUUCGCGAUAAACUGUCAUUUAAUUUACGCAGCCGUGAAAAAUACCUCAAUGAUGUCAACUAUCAGGAUUAUUUAAGGGAGAGCUGGGAAUCCAAAGAGGGUGAAAAAUGGAACAAAGAGUGCUUCACAACGCUUCAGUGGGCCGUUCACAUGCUGACCUUCAGUCGCUUUCUCUCUGAUGAGGGAUGCAUCUACAAGGUCAUCUUGUCCCUCCUGUUGGAAUUCCCCCCUUCAGAGGACACAGCAGACAUCUUGGCAGAGCAUUUUUAUGACAUUGAGAUUCUGGAUGCUGAGGUGCAGGAGAAAUUGGAGAAAUUCCUCAAUGACUGGCAGGCUGUGUUUAUAGAACCAGAGGAUGAUGGGAAAUCAGCUAAACCAGAGCAGGAGGAGGACGAUGAAAAUGAUGGGAGAAAAUCGGUCACGUUUUACCAGGCUUCACCCAGAGGGCAGUCACUGUCUAUAUACUUUUCCAAGCAGUGUGAAGCAGUUCUUAAAGUGCUCAAAAAGAAGAGGAAGGUGUUUGGAGCUUUUGAGGAGUUUGUAUUUGACAGUAGUGGUAGAAUGCCAGCUGGGAGUCUUACAUCUAGUCUGCCUCAAGAAAUGCUAGGAUUCUGCAUUGGGUCCAGACCUUUUGAGACAAAACUAUCUUACUUAGAGUUCUUGGACACAUUCUGUGCCAUCUCUUUCAUAAAGGUAGAGGAUUUUGAGAAACAAAGCACUGUAAAACCUUUCCCACUUCUCAUGCCUUUUGCAGAAGAUAUCUGCUCCAAGGAGUUUGAAGAUCUGGAUAAAAUCAGCAAACCCAGUGAUGUGAAGACAAACUUAGUGGUGAUGUCUUCUCCAGGAAGAGUAGAUAGAAGUCAGAAUGUUGGGUCAGCAGAACAAUUGGCUUCACCUUCACAGGCCAAGGCCAAGCUGACAAACCUAGCAUCCAAGUUUUACCAGUCAGAGGAAGCUUUGUACAGAGGUCAGGAUGUUGGUAGUGAAAACCUAUGGUCGGUUGAGGCAGAUUUUGGCUCCAGAUAUGCCCGCCUUCAGAAGUGCUUGGACUGGUUAGCUGUGUGGUGCAAAAAGCAGCAUUCAUUGGGACUUCAGUGGAAAAGUGAACAAGACUUGGAGUUCCGACCAACCAUGAAGAUUGAUGUUUCACCACGCCUUGUGGUUCUGGCACUAUGGCUACUAGAGAAUAAGUAUAGUACUGCUCGGAAAUCUGCAACAAAGAGUAUGACCCUGAGGGAAAGUAGAAAAACAGCAGACCGACAGUCUUUAGAUAAUCUUCUUGUGCAAGUGAACUCAGAAGUGACAGGGGCAUUACAGAAGAAAACUCGGAGACCAAGGCGGAGAGCUGAUCAUCCAAUCAGAACCAGUUUAGACCAGGAACCAGACCAAGACGCCAGUCAGAUGCACUCAGCAUACGAGGAAUUAUUAAAUGGCAAGGAUGAAAGCAGUUCUCUCGAAGUUAGCUCUCUUGAUCAAGAGGCUUUUACAAGAGAGUUUCAAGCCACAACUUCGCAUAUCAAAACAGGAAGCAGACCAAACUCCAGGGAAAGAUAUAUUGAAUACGAGGAUUCCUACAGAAAUAUAGACAUAGAUAAACAGUUCUCCAGUAGAAAAACCCCAAGCAGACAGAAUUCUACAAAUGGCAGUGAAUCUCUCAGGCAAUCAACAUAUGAUGAAAGCAGACGGUCUAGGGAUAGAAGGAGUUCUGGGAGAAGGUCACCACAGGUCAGAGGUCAAUCUCCCAGUCACAGAGGUCAACCUAGUCAUGUCUACCAGCAAGAAUAUCAGAGACAACCGAACUCCUCUGUUCCAGGCAACUUGGCUUCUGAAAUCCAAUUCAUCAUCAGAGGGGAGCUAAGAAAGAUGAUGGAGGCACAACAUAGAAGCAUGAUGGCUAUGAUGGGAGCUUUAGAGGACCCAGUGGAGGAACCAGUGACUCCUCAGAGACAGUCUGCAUAUCACAGUCCUCCAGGAAGGAACGACACCAGGAACACCAUGGUCCUAGAGGAGCUAGAAACCACUGAGGACAGGAGGAGGGCAAGGAGGAGAUCACCCAGAAGGAGACAGGAUUCCCCAGAGGACCAAACUAGACAUCAGAUACGGAGAAACAGGUCCCAAGAAAGAUUCCAAAGAACUGCAGAAGAUCCAGAUUUUAUUCCACGAUAUCUCAGAGUGGAGGCAGAGAGAGAUAUUGAGGAAGAGCCAUUCAGAUUGCCUCCCAUUCCAAUGCCAGCGUGGGCUGAGGAGUCACAGAGGCCUUUACAGGAGGACCAGUAUGACAUCCCUCUGCUUCACCUGGGCAGGGGUGGUGCUCCUCCCAUGGUAUAUACAGAACCACACAGGGCAUCUGACUACAAUGUGUCUCACUUCUCCCCUAGUCCAGCAUCUCACCCCCCUCCCUCAUAUCAAGAGAGCUUCUUCAUUCCACCUGUUACUCAGAAACCUGAGAGCCAACCCCAGGCAGUGCCCCAGUCCAUUGAAAUGCCUCUGCUGAAAUUAAUUCCAGAAGACAAGCCUUUCCUAGGGUCCCAGAAUGCCUCUAAUUUUGGUCGCUUGCUGGAUCCAGCUUUGCUUGUGGCUCAUGAACAGGAAUUACAGCAAAAGGAAACCCUGAAGUACAGGCAUGCCAGGGAGUUUUUCCAACAGCAGGUGGAAAAUCUGGAAGAAAUGGAGCAGAGGCAGCUAGGAAGUCAAUUGUUACAGGCUGAUUUACAUGCCCCGAGGCAGAAAGUGGAGGCUGAAAUGGAUAGGUCUCUCAGGAGAAGAAAAACCAGGACAACCAAAAAAGAGGAAUCUGAGAAAGCUUCCUCUGAGUCUCCAGAAUCUGUUAAAGAGGAAAUGUCCAAAGAGGCGGAAAGAUCUGAAGGGGACGUGACAGAGAAAUCCGACACAGGGGAGGAGCAAGAGGAGGAGGAGGGCAUCCAUGACGGAUACGCCAUCCAACCAGGUGCCUUUGAGAAUUACCUGCAUAUGAAUGAGGGGGAUUUUGAGGCCGAUACUAAUGCCAGGGUUCAGUUCAGGACAGCCAUGCUGAUGAAGGAACAGUUGGCCAAAGAAAAGAAAGAGAGAAGAAAGAAGGUGGACUUUGCCACUAUGACAAAGAACUAUGAGGAUGCUCAGAUUGAGACAGGAGCUUCAUUAGAAAUAGACAGUAUCAGAACAGCGGAGGUGGCUACAUCAAUUACCAAGGACACAGGUGUGGAUCCAAUUCAGGAAGCCAUUAUGGAAUACAACAGAAGUCGGCAAGGGAGGGCACUGCCCCCAGACAUUUUCCUUGGACUGCGAUUUGCUGAUGCUAAUGGCCAACCACCUGCUCCAGAUGUACAUCAAGGGGAAAGACCUAAAGGCCGGUCCUAUAUUAAUGUUGUGGAUUUAGACGCCUCGGCUGUACUUCAUGACCUUGGCAAACUGCCAGAGAAAGAGGAUAAGCAAGGUGAUGACCUAAGUUUGGCUCCUCAGUCGGUUACCAUGGCAACAGCUCAAGGUCGUAACCUUGAAGAACUUGAGGAAUCAAUGAGAGAUGCACUGAGACCCACUCCAGCUCCUGUGGAACGUCCAUUUAAACAGGAUUCAGUCACAGUCAGCAUGUUUGAAUCUCAUGUUCCACACCAUAACAGAGUAUCUGUGGCGGUGAUGCCAAGAGACAGCGUGGAGGGAUCCAGAGGAGCGGUCAUUGAGCGACUCAGGGAUAUGGGCAGACAUAUGUCCGCUAUUGACCAAAUGGCAGCUAAUAUUGAAAAAGACUUCCAUAGUACAAGACUGAUGCUGAACACUCUUGAUACACUUACUAAUGUUGAAGACACCAGACCAGAGGCAGAAAAGGACAAAGAGCCUGUACCAACUCCCAAAUCCUCCCGCAAAACUGUACGUACACCCAAAUCCUCCAGAAAAUCCCCCACCCCAAGGACCGGGAGAUCGACACAAAGGACACUACCUACCACUUCUAGUCUAGAGGAGGAAAAAGAAGGUACUGGGGAGCUGGUUAAGAUGUCUGGGUUGAGUGGAAUCAGUGACAUCAUAGGAGAGAUGGUGGAGAAGGGAGACAUUGACCUGGAGGAAGCUGGAUUUACAGAGAAUGAGGCGCUGAAACUGGCGGAACGAAUAAAAACUAGUGCCAGGACGGAUCACACAGAGGAGGAAAGGGAGAGAAUCCGACAUAGUCUGGAGAUUCUAGAGAGGAUGUCCAGGGCUCCAGACAGCAGAGAGGAGGAACAGAGAAGACUGGAAGAAAAGGAACAACUGAGGGCAUGGAUGAUAGAAAAACGUCACGAGAGGAUGGAGGAAUACAAAAAAUACAGAUUUGAGCUCAGGGAACAUGAGAGGAGACCCUUUAAACCAGACUCUAGUUCUAAUUUUAAGGGAACAUUCAAAGUGUCAGAGAAGGGGGCAACAGGGAAAGAAAACAUGCAGAAAAGACUCCGAGAGGCACAGGAAUUACUGGGAGACAUAUUAACAGACAAACCAGAGCUCCCCCCAGAGUUACCAGCCAGAGAAAGAAGUCCCAGGCGUAAGACAUCCAGAUCUCCUCCCCGGGAGAGAAUCCUACACAAGACUUCCCCAGUCCGAGACCGCAGCCCUAAGGUCAGCAGUUCACGGCCAGUGUACAGACCCCCCAGUCCUAAGAGGCACCAGACCGUCAGAAUAUCAGCCGAGGUAGAGAAACUGGAGUACGACGACAUGUUAGAUGAGGCUGAGGAGAUUGUACAGAUACAGCCAAUCAGACCCCCCGUGAGGAGGGCGCCGAGUCCUAAGUCACCUACCAGACAGGUGCCCAGGCUAAGGCUAGUGGAUUCUGACGAGUUCCUUCAGAGGACCGGGGAAACAACAGGUGAGAUCUCAGCAUAUGCAAGAGCUGUGGAAAGCAUGGAGGCCAGCCAGGAUAUCACUGUGAGGGACAGGGAACCAGAGAAGCAAGAACCAGUCAAGGUGUACAAACAAAAGUCAUUCAAAGACAUGGUGAGGUUACAGAGGCCAGAGGUCACCAGGAAAGCUGCUCGGAUCCAGGUGUCAAGGGAACAUGUGUGGGAGGAAGAACCUAAGGAGGUUAAAAAGUCAGAGAAAGAAACUGUACCCAAGGCAAAGGAGCCAAUAAAGCAGGAGAUGGAAAGGGAACCAACUGACAGAACCAGUCAAGAUCAGCUGACUGUUCAAGAGUCAAAGAAAAUGGUAACUCCAAGGAGGGUGAAAACUUAUGCUGAAAGGCUUAAAGACAUGCGAGAAAACCAGCCUAAAUUUAGCACACCAAUUGUUCCUAGAGUGCAUGCACCGCCAGCAAAAACUACAACAGUACAGAGGAAGCCUGUAGGACCGUCCCACAAACCCAAGACCUAUGUGGAACAGUUGCAGCAGCUAAAUCCAGGCAGCAAGACACGAUUAAGAACACCUGGACCAAGAACAGUUCAAGGUCACACAUUCCUUAAGUCCCACAAACCUCUACACAAACCAAAGACAUAUGUACAGCAGCUUAAGAACAUACAGGCUCCAUUUAAAGAACAUCCCAAACCAAAGAGGGUAGUGGCAGCCAGAGGUCAGGUACGUCCCCGACCUUAUGCUGACCCCUACAAAGACCAGUGGGAUAGAGAAUCGGUGCUCAGUGAUUGGUCAGUGGAUGAUAAUGUCAAACGUCUGCUCUAUGAUGAGGAUGAACGCUCAACAAUGUAUGGCAGAGCAUCAAAUACUGGAAUCUCAAUGGACUACACAAUAUCGGAAGGUGUCUCUGAUUAUUACGAUGCUGUGAUGGAUGAUGAGUAUUUAGGAUCUGUAGAUAUUGACGAGAUCGCCCAAAUAGCAGACGCGGCAUCAGUCAGGAGUGGGAGCGUCAUGAGUGUCAUUGAUUGGGACGCAGUGGAAGAUCUCAUAGCAGACGUCAAAUAAUAUACAACUCGGAGGAUUAUUUCAGGAUGGGAGGGGGGGUUGCAUUUAUUAUGAAUCUUUAGUUAAGUUAUAU